Drosophila nasuta is the source of this 1057-nucleotide messenger RNA. Its product is annotated as aprataxin and PNK-like factor. Gene Ontology annotation, molecular function: DNA-(apurinic or apyrimidinic site) endonuclease activity; 3'-5' exonuclease activity. Gene Ontology annotation, cellular component: nucleus; site of double-strand break. Lineage: Eukaryota; Metazoa; Arthropoda; Insecta; Diptera; Drosophilidae. The record is from RefSeq and is a predicted model, not a curated record. Gene Ontology annotation, biological process: double-strand break repair. Bases 81 to 923 code for a protein of 280 amino acids. The transcript has 3 exons.
AAUCGAUUAUUCUUGGAAUCGCGUCUUUUGCGUUGUGAAAUAAAAUUUAUGCAUUCAACAGUUUAACAACGGCAGUAAACAUGAGCGCUGAGGAAAAUAAUAAUAGUUCAAAUAUCCCUUCACCUGCUAAAAGAAAACUGUCAGAAAAUGAAGAAAAACCAAAUACCCAUGAAGCUAAUAAACGUCGAAAAUCCGAAGACGCUGUAGCGCCAACAACAAACAGCAACAACGAAAAUGUAGUUAUCAAAACAGAAAAAGUGGAAGACGAGGACUCCGCUGCAAAUGAAGCAUCAUCUGAAAGUAGCAGCAAUAUUCCAGUGGUAAUCAAGACGGAGCCAGAGGAAGAAAAUGAAGCAACAGUUGAUGGCCCAAGCACAAGCUCGAAUAUUUCGACAGCAGUUGUUGUAAAGACGGAACCAGCAACAACAACCAGAAAACAGUCACCAGAGCCCGAUUCCUCGGUUUCCUCGAGCACUUUGCGCCGCUCGUGUCGAUUUGGCAUUCGAUGUUACAGGCUGAAUCCGGCACAUCGGGCAGCCGAGGCACAUCCAGGUGACGCCGACUAUCGUCGCCCCAGUUUUCCAGAUCCGCCACUAGGAACACCUGCAUGUCCGUUUGGCAACGCAUGCUAUCGUCGCAAUCCCACGCAUUUUCAGCAGUUUUCACAUCCACCAGAUUUCAAUUCUGCCCAGAACAUACGCAAUCGUUUGCGCCAACGACGAAACCAGACCCAAAAUACCAAUGGUACUGCAGCUGCACAUUUGGACUCGGAAACGGAUGAAGAUGAAGAGGAUCCAUUCCACGAUGAAGCCGACUCGGACUUGGAUUAUAAGCCUGGCGCCAAUUUAGAUGACGAUGACGAAGAUGAAGAGGACGAUCUUGAAUUUAAUAGCGAACGUCAGAAUUGUGAUGAGUUUGAUUAAAAUGAUUCACGCAUUAUAAUGCUAAUAUGAUUGAUGUACAAAAUAUACUACAAAAAUGUACAUAUGCACAUAUAUUGUUGAGUUGUAAGCUGUUGAAGUAUUAAAUUUGUAGCACCUUAAACACAUUCGUUUUG